Messenger RNA from Notothenia coriiceps (black rockcod), 1611 nucleotides. Its product is annotated as neuropilin and tolloid-like protein 1. The record is from RefSeq and is a predicted model, not a curated record. Gene Ontology annotation, cellular component: postsynaptic density. The transcript has 9 exons. Gene Ontology annotation, biological process: positive regulation of excitatory postsynaptic potential. Bases 1 to 1611 code for a protein of 536 amino acids. NCBI's taxonomy places the organism in Eukaryota, Metazoa, Chordata, Actinopteri, Perciformes, Nototheniidae. Gene Ontology annotation, molecular function: ionotropic glutamate receptor binding.
AUGGUGCACAAACUUCUGCUGCACAUCGUGAAGAACAACUCGGGUGUGACACCAGCUGGGCAGUGUGGGACCUGGAUAAAGGAGCCUGAGGGAGGGUAUUUCACCUCACCCAACUACCCAGAGAAAUACCCUCCUGAGAGAGAAUGUGUCUAUAUUAUUGAAGCCUCUCCACGACAGUGCAUCGACUUGUUUUUCGAUGAGAAGUAUUCAAUCGAGCCAUCCUGGGAGUGUAAAUUCGACCACAUCGAGGUACGGGAUGGGCCAUUCGUGUUCUCUCCAAUCCUCGGGCGGUUCUGUGGGCCGGAAAGCCCUUCAUAUGUCCGCUCCAGUGGGAGGUACCUGUACAUCAAGUUUGUGGCUGAUGGGGAACUGGAGGCCAUGGGUUUCUCUGCCCAUUAUAACUUCACACAAGAUCCAGAGUUUACUGGAGCUGGGGAACUGCCAGCUCUGCCAUUUUGUGAGUUUGAGCUGAGCGGUCCAGAAGGCUUUGUAGAAUCAGGCCAGAUAGCCGGGGAGAGCCGAGCGCUGCAGACUGAGGCUGUAGACUGCAGGUGGUUCAUCAAGGCUCCACCAAGAGCUAGGAUCUACUUGCGUUUCCUGGAAUAUGAGAUGCACAACUCGAACGAGUGCAAGCGUAACUUCGUUGCCAUCUACGACGGCAGCAGUUCGGUUGAGCACCUGAAGAAUAAGUUCUGCUCCACGGUGGCCAACGAUGUCAUGCUGGUGUCUUCUGUGGGUGUGGUGAGGCUGUGGGCAGAUGAGGGUAGCAGGAAGAGCAAAUUCAGGAUCCUCUUUACAACUUUCCAUGAGCCUCCAUGUGAAGGAGAAACUUUCUUUUGCCAUAGCAACAUGUGCAUCAACCAAACGCUGGUCUGCAACGGUAUCCAGAACUGUGUUUUCCCAUGGGACGAGAAUCACUGCAAAGAGAAAAGGCAGGCCAGUAUUCUGGACACACUGGAUGGCACUAACAUGGCUAUUAUCGGCGUCACCUGUGGCCUGGUUCUUAUCCUGCUCAUCAUCUCUGUCAUCAUCCAGGUCAAACAGCCUCGCAAGAAAUACAUAAUUCGCAGAGAUGACUUUGACCCUGCCCUCCUCCACCCUGGUUUUGAGCCUCCUCAUUACGAGCUCUGCACUCUGCGCCGCACCCCCUCCGGCGACGUGAACGAUGCCGCCAUGGCCGAGGACUAUGAGAAAUUUCACAAGCUCCGACGCUCCUCCUCCAAAUGCAUCCGUGACCACCAUUGUGGCUCUUUCCCGGGGAGCAUGCAUGGCAGUGUCCACGGUAGUCGCAGCAACCUGAGCAUGAGGGACGCAACCAUAGUGGCUGAUGGGGGGGGCCUCGUGCCACCACCACUGCCUCCAGGGAUGGGCAGCCAACAGUCACCGCACCUCUCCCAACAUACCACACCCGCAGGACACAGGAGCAUCCUGAUGAUGAAGCAUAGCUACUCUCAGGAUGGGGCAGAGGGCUACAGGGCAGAAGAGGACGAGGACUUUAUGAUGGAUGACGGUCCCACCAUCAGCCAGCAACGCAUGUACCACCAUCAUAUGCACCAUGGCACUUCAGGGCAGGACCAUACCGUCCACCGUACACUGUCUAAUGACUUCUAA